AUGACAAGAAGAAAGUGUCAAUUUUCUUCAACGGAGGCCCUGCUCAGCACCCUUUUCCUUGUCCUGCUGGUUGUGUGUCUGGGUCUCAUCACCACCACUUGGCUUGCCCUGCAUCCUUCCCAGGGACCUAACGGAGCGGCACUGAGGGGCAGCCUGGUCAUUUCAAAGGGUGCUGUAUUCACAGAGGAGCUUCGCAACUCGUCGACCCCACAGUAUAAAGCCCUGGCCUUUGACGUGGAGCAUCUGAUAUCUGAGGUUUACACCAGAAGCUCCCUAAGAGACCAAUACAAGUCCUGUGUGGUUUUAGGUUUCAGUAAGGGGAGUGUGGUGGUGGCCUUUAGUCUCAACUUUGCUCAGCCAGUGGGUGUUGAUGAGGCACAGCAACAGUUGGUUGAUGGGGUGCAGGCUGGUGGGGGAGGCAGUCAAGGGCCUCUGGUUAUUGAUGCUAACAGCAUCAAGAUCACAGAUGAGGAGGACAUCACUACCUCCCGACCGCCCAGUACAACUUAUCCUUCAACAAUGACUCCAUCACCCAAUACAACUCAUCCUUCAACAAUGACUCCAUCUACCAAUACAACUCACCUCCCCAGCACAGGGCAGCCCACCUCGGUUCCAGUGGAGUGUUCAGCUGGCCACAGGAGAUGUGACAAUGACCAAACGUGCAUCCCUAUAACGAGGUUUUGUGACGGAAUACAUGACUGUCCUGAUGGCUCAGAUGAAAAUGAAGAUCUCUGUGCAACUACAUGUGAUGGACAAUUCCUGCUGCUCGGCCCCACAGGUUCCUUCCACUCAAAAAAUUUCCCGCUCCCCUAUGACGAAGACACCGUCUGUCGCUGGGUCAUACGAGUUCAAAAGGGGCUUUCCAUACAAAUAGAAUUCCAGUCAUUUGACACCGAGGAGGACAUAGAUGUGCUCUAUUUAUAUGAGGGCACAGGCACCAACAAAAAUCUGACCUACAACCUAUCAGGUUCUUCCCCUGGAUCUGUGUGGAUCAUGUCCCAUGAGGCCACUGCUGAGUUUGUCUCAGACUUCAUCAAUAACUUCAAUGGGUUCAACGCCACCUAUAGAGGAGAAAGCCUUAGUGACCUCACCAAUGCAGAGAAGGUGAAUUGCUCUUUUGAGGAUGGCUUGUGUUUCUGGAGGCAGUACACCACAGAUGAGGGGGACUGGCUGCGAGCCAAUGGCCCCACCUUCCCCCCUUUCACUGGACCCAGCUUUGACCACACCCUGGGAAACCAGUCAGGGUACUACAUUGUUACGCCUGGAGGCCCUGGUCAAUUGGAGAGGAACUUCCGUAUUUACAGCCUUCCAUUGGCUCAUACAAAUGAGUCAUUGUGCCUAAGCUUCUGGUACCACAUGUAUGGAGAGGAUGUGCAAUCAUUGAAGGUAUUUGUGGAGAAUGAAACUGCAGUCAUGCUGAUCUUCCAGAAGGAGGGGAACUAUGGAGACCAUUGGAAUUAUGGACAAGCUACUCUGAAUGACACAAUGGAUCUGAUGGUGGUGUUUGAAGCCAAGAAGAGGAGAGGCAUAAGGAACGACAUUGCCCUGGAUGAUAUUGGCCUAACCCAUGGUCCUUGUGUAGAGGGAGUUUACCCAGAACCCACCCCUGUACCCAUCCCUACUACUCCUCCGCCAAUCCCCUCGGACUGUGGCGGACCAUUCCACCUUUGGGAGCCAAACUCUACCUUCAGCUCUCCCCAUUACCCAAACUCCUACAUCAGCAAAGCCACCUGUGUGUGGACUCUUCACACGGAGGCAGGGAGGAAUAUCCAGCUUCACUUCCUGGAUUUUGAUUUAGAAGCGGUGUUUGACACAGUGGAAGUGCGAGAUGGGCCGGAGUGGGAGUCAGAACUGCUGGGUGUUUUCACUGGCGGUGAUGCAACAUUUGCCGACGUGUUCUCCACAACCAAUCAGAUGACAGUCGUGUUCUUCACGGACAGCUUAGGAUAUGGCAGGGGAUUCCGUGCCAAUUUCACCUCUGGCUUUGGGCUGGGUCAGCCGGACCCUUGUGCUUCUGGGCUGUAUCAGUGCCAAUCUGGAGCAUGUAUCUCCAACACCAGUGUGUGUGAUAGCCACCCAGACUGCCCUGAUAUCUCAGAUGAAGCUCACUGUGUACAGCUUCAGUCAGAGAAUGGAACAAGUGCCAACAAGUUGCAUCUUCAGGUUCAGAACUCUUGGUAUUCUGUGUGCGCUGAGAACUGGACCUCAGAGCUCUCCAGCUUCCUGUGCCGCUAUCUGGGUUUCCGGGCAGGGAAUGCUUCUCUGGUAACCCUCUCUGAGGGAGACAACUCCUUUAUCACUUUGAGUCAGAUGCCCAAUGGAACACUGGACCUUGUACUGAGUGAUGAAUGUGCUGGUGGGAAGGUUAUAUCUCUACUCUGUGACAACAAGCCUUGUGGCACUCGAAUGGUCUGGCCCAAGUCAGGCCAUGGGCUAUCUGAAGGGGCAGGGGAUGAAGGAAUGGAGGUCAGAGGGAUGGAAGGAGGAGGGACCAGUAAGGAGAACAGCAGAGUGGUGGGAGGCAAUGACACACAGCAAGGGGCGUGGCCGUGGGUGGUGUCUCUACACUGGAGGGGCCACCAUGCCUGUGGGGCCUCAUUGAUUGACAAGGAGUGGCUGAUAACUGCUGCGCACUGCGCCUACGGGAGGAACAUUCACAUCUCUAACUGGGAGGCCCUGAUUGGCCUUCACUCACAAUAUGGCCCCGAGUCCCCCCACACACAGAGACUCCAGGUAGACCGCAUCAUCUUCAACAAGAGGUACAACAAAAGGACCAAGGAUAGUGACAUUGCCAUGAUGCACCUAGAGACACAGGUCAACUUCACAGACUAUGUCCAGCCCAUCUGUCUCCCUGACAGUGAUCAGCAGUUUGAACCAGGCAGGGUAUGUUUCAUCGCUGGCUGGGGAAAAGAAGCAGAGCAAGGUUCUGUAGCAGAUGUGCUGCAGGAGGCAGCCCUGCCCCUGGUGAACCAGAAUCUGUGCCAGAGGCAACUGCCUGAAUAUAACAUCACUUCCAGAAUGGUGUGCGCUGGAUACCCUGAGGGGGGUGUGGACUCCUGCCAGGGAGACUCUGGGGGUCCUCUCAUGUGCCAGCAAGAUGGACACUGGGUGCUAGUGGGGGUGACCUCAUUUGGGGUCGGUUGUGGCCGCCCACAGCGUCCUGGGGUAUAUGCCCUGGUAUCACAAUUCACUGACUGGGUGACAGAGGUCCGACGAAAUUUCUCGGCGUUUUGCGCUUCCAGUUAA
Messenger RNA from Megalops cyprinoides (Indo-Pacific tarpon), 3246 nucleotides. It is a transcript of the gene tmprss15, whose product is annotated as transmembrane serine protease 15. Lineage: Eukaryota; Metazoa; Chordata; Actinopteri; Elopiformes; Megalopidae. The record is from RefSeq and is a predicted model, not a curated record. The transcript has 26 exons. Gene Ontology annotation, biological process: proteolysis; acrosome reaction. Bases 1 to 3246 code for a protein of 1081 amino acids. Gene Ontology annotation, molecular function: serine-type endopeptidase activity; protein binding. Gene Ontology annotation, cellular component: membrane.